Molecule: messenger RNA, 507 nt
Organism: Podospora bellae-mahoneyi
Lineage: Eukaryota; Fungi; Ascomycota; Sordariomycetes; Sordariales; Podosporaceae
Exons: 1
Coding region: 1-507 (168 amino acids)
Source: RefSeq, a predicted model, not a curated record
AUGGACACCAACUGCCAUGCCGAUCUCCGCAACUAUCAAGACAGCUUCCUCGACCCUUUGGAGGACGGCUGUGGCGAGAGAAAUCAAGAUCUGCCGGCUUCGAAGCUCGACGCUGCCAAACUCCUAGCAAAGGGUUUCAUAUCUGAACUCCCCACCACGACAACCAUCAUUAGCACCUCACCUAGCAAGGUCACCUCAAAGACUUUGACUGUGGAGUUGAGGCCAUCAUCUUCCGUUCAGGAAGGGGACAUCCCCGACCCAACGACAACCUCAACAGUAGACCGGAACAAUCAACCGGACAGCACAUCAACAAGCAAUACUAUCGCCGCCUCCUCAGCGCAAACAUCCAUACCAUCACCCGAUCCCAGUCCAGAACCAAUCCCGCCCCCUCUUACCGAUACUAGCCCCUUUACCAAUAACAACUUCGUGUCGAGUGGAUCACAGGCUCGCCCACCCUUCAGAAUGCUAGAACUCUCCCUGGCCGCGGCCGCCGUGUGGAUAGGAUAG